CUUCGGUGGCGGGACGUGACGGGCGUGGCGGGGCGUGGCGUGCUUAAGAAUAGCUCCUCCGCAGCGGCAGAAAGACGCACGAGGCGCGAAGCGUCUUCGUCGGGCGUGCGAAUGGGGCACGCGCUCGAGCGAGCACGGGCGGGCGGGCGGCAGCCGGGUGUGGCCCUCCGGCCGCUCAGCGGGCGGGUGCGUAUUGAUCGGGCGUCGGCGGCAGUGGCGUCGCGACGCAGAGGCCGUGUGCCUGGCCCAAGGCGUCGCCCGGGCCGGUGACAGCGCGCGGCGGGGCGGUGCCCUGUGGACAUGGGGCCGUGGGCGGCGGCUGUGGGCGAGCUGCUGCUCAGCCAGUGGACGCUGGGCGUGCUGGUGUUCGCGGUGGUGUUCAAGGUGUGGUACAAGACGACGCAGGGCGCGUGCACAAGUCGCCGCCGCCUGGACGGGCUCACGGCGCUCGUCACCGGCGCCAACUCAGGCAUUGGUCUGGAGACUGCGAAGGACUUGGCGCGGAGAGGGGCUCGAGUCCUGAUGGCCUGCAGGGACCCCCAACGCGGACAGAACGCCCUUGAGGCGGUGCGCGCCGAGGCGACGGGAGGCGCGUCGGUGGAGCUGCUGUCGCUGGACCUGAGCUCGCUGCAGUCGGUGCGCGCGUGCGCAGCCAAGGUGCUCGCGCUGGAGCCGCGGCUGCACAUCCUCAUCAACAACGCGGGCGCCGUCAACGUCGCCCACGCGCCCACCAAGGACGGCCUCCACGACACCCUCCAGGUGAACUUCCUGGGGCCGUUCCUGUUGACGGUGCUGCUGGUGGAGCUGCUGCAGAGGUCGGCGCCCGCCAGGGUCGUCUUCGUCUCGUCGUCCUACCACCGCUUCGCGCGCCUGACGCCCGAUCUGCUGGACUACCCGCGCGCGAGGGAGCUGCACGCCGUGCAGGUGUACUGCCUGAGCAAGCUGGCGGUCGUCAUCGUCGCCAACGAGCUCUCGCGGAGGUUGAAAGGAACCGGUGUGACUGUGAAUAGCCUACAUCCUGGGGCUGUCAAUACUGCAAUAUUUCGACAUUUUCCACCUUGGAUAUCAUUGUUUUUCAACGCAUUUUUGCGUAUUUUUAUGAAGAACGCCGUUGAGGGCGCCCAGACAACAAUCCACGUGGCCGUGUGCGAGGAGGUGGAGGGCGUCACCGGGCGCUACUUCUCCGAUUGCACGGAAUCCUGGCUUCGAAGCCAGGCCCUUGACGAGAAGUUGGCGCAAGAGGUGUGGGAGAAGAGUGAGAAACUGGUGCGUCUGCGAGACUACGAAAGGCCUUCGUUCCACUCUUGAAUGAUCUGCAAAUGCUCACUCGCUCUCUUUGAUACGAAACAUCGUAUUAAGAUGGCAUUCGAGUAGACGAGAGCGCAAAAAAUGUGCACUGCCACGAUGUCUUUCUCUCAGAGCUUCGAUUCUAUCGCUAUCUUAUCAUAGUGUGAGGAAACUUGCUCUGCUUGGAGGGUCAGCGUUCUUCCUGAGAUGCACCAGUUUACCUCCGGCCUGCAAACGCUUGUACUUUAAUUCGCAAGCUCUUUAACAUCUUGCACGAAAUGUGUAGUGGCCAAAGGAAAGAUCGUUAAGAAGCCUGACCAAGCCCGGAAAGGUUUAUUGGCUUCUGCUUUUGCGCUUUUCUACAGUUUGUACGUAUUUUGUAAGUUUUCUACUACGUGGCUUUAGUCAAUUCAGAAAUUAGUCAGUUAGAAUUGUCUGCGAGACGAGAUGUCUAAAAUGUUUCUUGUAUUUAGAAAUGCGUUUUUCGAAUAUUAUAUUAAUAGUUCUUUAGAGUAUUACUUUACUGAGUUUUGGCUAUUAUUGUUAUAAAUUUGUAUCCUUUUAAAAGCUAUUUGUUCGCACAAAUGCCCUGUUGUCUGGGGACCAGAAAGAUGGGAAGACUGGUUCUUCAUUGCAGCCAUGUUAUGAAGAUUGUGAUGAGGUAUCGAGAUAAUAAAUUAAAUAAAAGAUUUGUAUAAAAUGAAUUAGGAUUCAUUUUUAUUAUUUAAAAAAUAAUGUUAGUCAUAAAAGUUUUGUGAUGUUUCAAAUUGUCUUAAAAAUUUAAAACGUACUAUAAUGUACGUUAGGAGACCAUAUUUAAUUUCAGCAAAGAUUAUUCGAUUAUAAGAUUUAUGUAUAUACCUUUCUGAAAAUAGACAUUUUGAAAGGAACGUAGAAAUAUUACUGUCAUACAAUUAAAAACAAUUUUUAACAUUAUGUAUCAAUUUUCAUUUUAUAUUUAUAGGUUAUUGGAUUUCUUUAUGGUUUCGAUCCUAAGUGUAUGACAUAACAGUGGGUAAAUUCUUUCCUUCUGAAAGUCCUUUGCCCCUGUCCCAGGAAUGGCCAGGGGGCCCUUGAAAAGAGUACAAAAAUUUAUUUUUUAAAUUCACUGAUGCAAAAGAUUGUUUAAAAGAAAGAACUUGAAGUCUAAUCAACACUCGACGGAGGGGAAAAUAAAAUAAAUGUACUGUGAUUAUUCCUCAGUGUACACGUGUUUUUUUUUCUUUACCCUGCAAUACGAUAGGCUCCCC
This is a messenger RNA of Gryllus bimaculatus (two-spotted cricket), 2537 nucleotides long. NCBI's taxonomy places the organism in Eukaryota, Metazoa, Arthropoda, Insecta, Orthoptera, Gryllidae. The record is from the annotation of a GenBank genome assembly.